Molecule: messenger RNA, 1530 nt
Organism: Rhea pennata
Lineage: Eukaryota; Metazoa; Chordata; Aves; Rheiformes; Rheidae
Product: cytochrome P450 2K6-like
Exons: 9
Coding region: 1-1530 (509 amino acids)
Biological process (GO): xenobiotic metabolic process
Cellular component (GO): intracellular membrane-bounded organelle; cytoplasm
Molecular function (GO): heme binding; oxidoreductase activity, acting on paired donors, with incorporation or reduction of molecular oxygen, reduced flavin or flavoprotein as one donor, and incorporation of one atom of oxygen; iron ion binding
Source: RefSeq, a predicted model, not a curated record
AUGGAUUGGACCAGCCUUGCUGCUGCAGGCUUGGUGCUUAUCCUGAUUCUCCUUCUGGUUCUGAAAAGAGAACACUACUGGAAGAACUAUGCAAGAAAGAGCUUUCCCCCAGGACCCAGGCCUCUACCCAUCAUCGGAAAUCUGCACAUCAUGGAUCUGAAGAGGCCUUAUCGGACAAUGCUAGAGCUGUCCGAAGUGUAUGGUCCAGUCUUCAGCAUUCACAUGGGACAAAAUAAAGUGGUGGUGCUGUCAGGGUAUGAAACAGUGAAGGAAGCUCUGGUGAAUCAUGCAGAUGCAUUUGCAGGAAGACCUGAAAUACCAGUCUUAGAAAAAUCAGUAAAAGGAAACGGAAUUUUAUUCUCUCAAGGAGAAAACUGGAAAAUGAUGCGAAGAUUUACUCUCACAACCUUACGAGACUUUGGAAUGGGCAAAAAGGCCAUAGAGGACUUCAUUGUGGAAGAGUAUGGACACCUGGUAGACACCAUUGAGACACACAAAGGGAAACCCCUUGAGAUGACCCUGAUGCUGAAUGCAGCUGUCGCUAAUGUCGUUGUGUCCAUAUUGCUUGGAAAGCGGUAUGACUAUGAAGAUCCCACAUUUAAAAGGCUCCUGUGUUUGGUGAAUGAAAAUGUCAGGCUUCUUGGAAGUCCAACAGUUUCGCUGUACAACACGUACCCAGUCCUUGGAUUCCUCCUGAAGAGCCACAAAACCCUUCUGAAGAAUAGAGAUGAAAUUGGUGAUUUUAUUAAGGUCACUUUUCUAGAACAUCUCAAAACCCUCGACAAAAACGACCAGAGGAGCUUCAUUGACACUUUUCUCGUCCGACAACAAGAGGAGAAAGGUAAUACCAAUGGAUACUUCCAUAACGACAAUUUAACAGAGAUUGUGAGGAAUCUGUUUGCAGCUGGCAUGGAGACCACAUCCUCCACUUUACGCUGGGGCCUUCUACUUAUGAUGAAAUAUCCUGAAAUUCAGAAAAAAGUCCAAAAAGAGAUAGAGCAAGUGAUAGGUUCAACCCCACCACGAAUCAAACAUCGAACUCAAAUGCCAUAUACAGAUGCUGUCAUCCAUGAAAUCCAAAGGUUUGCUAACAUCCUGCCUUUGAACUUGCCUCAUGCAACUACUACAGAUGUCACUCUCAAAGGCUAUUUCAUUCCCAAGGGAACCUACACCAUCCCUUUGCUGGCCUCUGUCCUGCGAGACAAAUCUCAUUGGGAGAAACCUGACAUAUUCCACCCCGAGCAUUUCCUUGACUCUGAGGGAAAGUUUGUAAAGAAAGAUGCUUUCAUGCCUUUUUCAGCAGGGCGGAGGAUCUGCGCUGGUGAGACUCUCGCCAAAAUGGAGCUCUUCCUCUUCUUCACAAGUCUUCUUCAGCGGUUCACCUUCCACCCUCCCACUGGUGUUUCCAUCUCAGACCUGGACCUCACUCCUGCCGUUGGAUUUACAACCCCCCCAAUAGCUCAUGAGGUCUGUGCAGUGCCACGUUUCUCGAGCUUUUCUCAGGUAUCCUCCUUCUCCCAAGACAGAUAA